Molecule: messenger RNA, 1093 nt
Organism: Camponotus floridanus (Florida carpenter ant)
Lineage: Eukaryota; Metazoa; Arthropoda; Insecta; Hymenoptera; Formicidae
Product: proto-oncogene tyrosine-protein kinase ROS-like
Exons: 4
Coding region: 72-1064 (330 amino acids)
Biological process (GO): protein phosphorylation; regulation of TOR signaling; positive regulation of kinase activity
Cellular component (GO): membrane; signaling receptor complex
Molecular function (GO): ATP binding; transmembrane receptor protein tyrosine kinase activity
Source: RefSeq, a predicted model, not a curated record
UAUGCAUUUUCUACAUUUAUCGUUUGUAUCGUCAACGCAGAGGUAAUAAUGAACAAUUUUUGUCUUCUACAAUGGCCGACGUAGAAUUGGCGAUUCUACCUGAAGUACCUUGCCGAAACACUCAAUUCAAUAUGAUUUACAGUCCUAUGUUACAUUAUAACCCGGAUGAAUGUGCGAUAACUAAAAUCUCACGAAAUCAAAUUACAUUUACGAAACAUCUCGGUAGCGGCGCAUUCGGAAUGGUAUAUCAAGGAAAAGUGAAGGAUUUAGAAAAAUCGGGCACAGAGAUAUCCGUUGCAAUAAAAACGCUUCGAAAAGAUGCAUCUUCCCAUGAGAAAGAGAAAUUGUUAAAGGAAGCCAAGCUUAUGAAUCAUUUUCAACACAAACAUAUGUUAAAAUUGUUGGCCGUUUGUUUAGAUGGAGAUUCUCCGUUACUAGUGUUGGAAUUGAUGGAAACUGGAGAUCUGUUAAAAUAUUUGAGAGAAUGUCGAAAUUUGCAAGCGUCAGAUUCGUCUGCUUUGCGUUUGCAGGAUUUGCUCGCCAUGUGCGAAGAUGUUGCGCGAGGUUGUUGCUACUUGGAAGAGUUGCGUUUCGUACAUAGAGAUCUAGCGUGUCGCAAUUGUUUAGUAUCUUCGAGGAAUCGAGAGAAUCGUGUCAUCAAAAUUGGAGAUUUUGGACUAGCUAGAGAUAUCUACAAGGAUGAUUAUUAUCGCUUGAAAGGAGAAGGUUUGCUUCCUAUUCGCUGGAUGGCACCCGAAUCUUUGAUAAUGGGAAUAUUUACUUCUCAAAGCGAUGUUUGGUCAUUUGGUAUAUUAAUGUGGGAAAUUACAUCGUUGGGUGAGCAACCUUAUAGUGCCAAGGCUAAUGAAGAAGUGAUAAAUUAUGUACGUGCCGGAGGCAGGUUGCCAAUAACUCUUAACUGUCCGUCACCAUUGUACCAGAUGAUGCUAAGUUGCUGGAGUGCAGCGGAUGCUAGACCAAAUUUCGAAUUUUGUCUGAAAAAUAUUAUAGCAUUAAGAAAGAACAUAGAGGAUGCCUUACUGAGUCCGGUCGAUAUUAUUUAGCCGAUAUACUUAAAUUAAUGUUUAUGUUA